Molecule: messenger RNA, 4643 nt
Organism: Brassica napus (rape)
Lineage: Eukaryota; Viridiplantae; Streptophyta; Magnoliopsida; Brassicales; Brassicaceae
Product: probable methyltransferase TCM_000336
Exons: 4
Coding region: 121-1263 (380 amino acids)
Biological process (GO): methylation
Molecular function (GO): S-adenosylmethionine-dependent methyltransferase activity
Source: RefSeq, a predicted model, not a curated record
GUAGUGGAAGAUGACAGGCCAAUUACUCAUUUAAGAAAAGCAAAUUAUCACCAAAAAAAAGAAUUACAAACCCUAAUCCAAGAAGUUAGCGAGGUUUUAAAAUUUUAUUUUCUCGUUGUGAUGGAUAAGAGGGAUCUAGAAAGAGAGUUUCACAUGACAGGAGGAGUUGGGAAAACUAGUUAUGCAAGAAACUCUUCCUUACAGAAGAAAGCAUCUGAUGACGCCAAACACAUCACGCUAGAGAUACUGCAACAGCUCUACAAAGAGACAAAACCCAAGAGUUUAGUAAUAGCUGACCUGGGAUGUUCUUCAGGACCAAACACUCUCUCCACCAUUAGAGACAUCAUCAAAGCCGUCAUAUCUGCUCACCGCCGCGAGAUCCCAAGCCAGCCCUUACCAGAACUCAACUUCUUCCUUAACGAUCUCCCAGGGAAUGACUUCAACUCCAUAUUCAAGACCUUGCCUGACUUUCACUUAGAGCUCAAGAGAGAUACCAACGAUGAUGAAUCCCCUUCAGUUUUCAUUGCAGCCUACCCUGGAUCAUUCUAUGGAAGGCUCUUCCCUGAAAAGACCGUCCACUUUAUUUAUGCCUCUUACAGCUUACACUGGCUUUCCAAGGUUCCUCCAGCUUUGUAUGAUGAUCAAGGCAAGUCCAUAAACAAAGGUUGUGUUAACAUCUGCUCCUCGAGCCCUGAAGCCGUUUCCAAAGCUUACUACAGUCAAUUCAAGGAAGAUUUCUCCAGCUUCCUAUGGUUUAGAUCAAAAGAGGUGGUUGCUGGAGGCAGAAUGGUGCUCAUAGUACUUGGAAGAAAAGGUCCAGAUCAUGUUGAUAGAGGAAACUCUUUCUUCUGGGAACUUCUCGCAAGAUCCUUAGCAGAUCUUGUUGCACAGGGAGAAACUGAGGAAGAGAAGCUCGAUUCUUACGAGAUGCACUUUUACGCUCCGAGUGCUGCUGAGAUAGAAGAUGAAGUGAACAAAGAAGGGUCUUUUGAAUUAGUGAAGUUAGAGAUGUUGGAAGUGGACAAGGAGAAAGGCAACGAGGAUGGUAUCAGUUACGGUAAGGCGGCUGCGAAGACGGUAAGAGCGGUUCAAGAGUCAAUGCUUUCACUACACUUCGGGGAAGAGAUUCUUGACAAGCUGUUUGAUACAUAUGGUAGAAUGGUUGACGAGGAGUUGGCUAAGGAAGACAUAAGACCCAUCACAUUUGUUGUUGUCCUAAGAAGGAAGCUCUCAAACAUAGAAAUGAAACCUACAUAUAUGUAGCAAAUAUUGAAUAUAAAAUCAUAUCAAACCCAUUGAAAUCAAUCUCAAUGAAACCUGUAAAUAUGUUUCAGUGUUUUAAACAUUUAUUGGGGUUUACAUUUUUGGAAUUUUCUAUUUUUUUUGUAAACUGAAGAAGAGAACCCCUCCUUGAGCUUCACGUAACCAAAUGUAGAUUCACUAUUCCAGACUUCCUCCUAAACGGCCCCCUAGCAGUCUAGAGACAUGUCUCAAUAGUCAAACCAAAACUGCUUGACCUUUUUUGCUUUGAAACUUUCUAAAAUUUACAAAAAAAAAAUUGAAAUAUACAAUUUUGUGUCCAACACUUGUGUUCUUAUAGGAAAUUUAAUUAUUCGAUGACUAAAAUAUACAAAUAUCAUCACAAAAUUAAAAGAUAUAAACUCAUUUGUAUUAAAAAAAAAUUUAAAAAAAUUAUUGAUUUUCAUUUUACAUAAAAUUCACCAUCUACUUGAAAUAAAUAACAGGCGUGUUAGUUCUGGCAUCCCACAUACCACCUUCCUUCAAAUACUCAAGAUACCUAGAAAACUCAGGCUUCCUAGUUGUAGACUUCUUCUUCUUUCCAUAUAAAAAGCUAAAGAUCGGGUGGCUGAACUUGCUUGUUGGUUUGACUUUCUUGGAUUUCUGACGAGGAAGCUCCUCAAGAAUGGUCGGAACACCACCAGCACCAAGCUUUAUAGAUGGAGCGUAGUAAGGAACACUCGAGGAUCUUCUUAGCUUUGCUCCGAGUAAACUGAAAGUUGAAUCAUCACUUACUCGCUCGUACCCUCCACGACGGCUUCUUGUCCUCGUGCUAAAGCUUCUUAGCAUUUGCAUCUCUUUUUAUUUCUUGAAAAUAGAAAAGUCAGCCAAUAAGAUGAUGUAAAGAAGAGAUGAUUUAGUUGCUGGUGUUGCAAUGAGGCAGAGUUUCAUUAGUGUGGCUAUAUAUGGGAGAUGUAAUGAAACUUUAUUGUUUUAUUAUUUUAUUUUGUUUGAAAGUUGAAACGGUCAGAGUUCGCUGCUAGUUCGUAAAGUCCAAAUAACUCUUAUGGUUUUUAAUUCUGAAAGAUAAUAUAAACUAAUAUGAAGGAAGGAUUCGUUGAGCUUAUUUGACUUUUCAAUGUUAUUCAAAUGCAAUCCUUGACCUCAUCAUCAUCCAGGAACUUCCACGAGACUCCGUUUAUACAACAUUAAAAUUAGAAUGCCUAAGUAGGUCAAAUAAAUGUUUUAACAUGUUUUUUUAUUAUUCAUAGUGAAAAAUAAAUGAAUAAUAUCUUGUUAAGAAAUCGUCUAAUGAUGUUGGAGAACAUGUUUUUAUUGUGAAUCAAAUAAAUGAAUAACAUUUUGUUAAGAAAUCAUCUAAUGAUGUUAGAUAACAUGUUUUUAUUGUUCAAAGUAAUCAAAUAAAUGAAUAACAUUUUGUUAAGAAAUCAUCUAAUGGUGUUAGAGAACAUGUUUUUAUUGUUCAAAGUAAUCAAAUAAAUGAAUAACAUUUUGUUAAGAAAUCAUCUAAUAAUGAUGUUAGAGAUUAUGUUUUGGGCAAUUGUCAAUAAUAGCACCUUUUGAAGUUUAUGUCCCAAAAAUAGCACUAGAAGGAGAAAGUCACAAAAAUAGGUUUCAUUAAAAGGGUAAUUUACCCUUAUACCCUUUGUUAUAAGAAUAAAAAAAAAACAUUUCAUUUCCUUCGAUCGCGAAACCUGUCGUCUCCUCUCCGGAAUCUUCAAACCCUCACCGGCACUGUCGUCUCCGACUCGGGAAUCGUCGUCUCUGGCUCGGGAAUCAUCUUCUCCGACUCGGGAAUCAUCUUCUCCGGCUCGCUAGUCAUCUUCUUCGGCUCGCUAAUCAUUUUCUUCGGCUCGCCAAUCAUCUUCUCCCGCUCGCUAAUCAUAUUCUCCGGCUCGCUAAUCAUCUUCUCCGGCUAUCUAAUCAUCAGCGUCACACUCUCUACUCUCAAAAUCGGACACAAAUCACUAUGUAGCUUUUUAAAAUUAGGGUUUUUGAAUUAAAAUUUGGGAAGCUUGCGUUUUGAUUUUGAUUUGUUUGUUACUCUUUCUUAUUAACCAGCGAAGCAAAUGAAAGACUUUUGAAUUGUGGGAACACAAAGUUGUUGGAGCAUAAUUCAUCUCUUUGAGGUAUGUUGCAGAUUCAACCUUCUGUGUGUUUGUACAAAUUUAUAAAAUAAAAGUUUGUUGUCUCUUGCUGCAUCUAUUGAAUGUUUUUAGAAGAUUUCCAGAAAGCAUUUGUUGCUGCAUCUAUUAAAUGUUGAAAAUUGAAACUCGGAUGGUAACACAUUUUGAAACUUUUUUGCUUGGAGUCUUGUUUUGAUUAGGAAUGUUGAUAUUUUUGAUAGGGUCUUGAAUUUGCUUAUGAGUCUUUUGUUGCUUGUGAAACUGUCUAGUGUUUAUAAGAAUUUCAGGAAGCAUUUGUUGUGUUAUUUCAGGAAAGCCUUCCAGAAAAGUUUGAAAUUUUUUUUUUCCUUGUUUACGCAGGAUAGAAACAAGAUGGGAGAUUCAGUACCUCUAAAACUAGCACUGCCAGAGCUGAAGUAUCCUAUUGGUUCACAGCCAAAGGAAAAGUCAGCAAUCAACCAAUACUCUGGUUCAGAUUAUAUCUCUAUUGUCAAAAGCAUCCUAAAACCAGAUGAGAUGAUAAGAGUCCGAGGAUCAUUUCUGGGACCUGUAAUGAAGCUCAGUGAGAGAGGAUUGAAGUUAUCAGCAAAGAUAGUCUACGCCAUUCUCACUAGAAGCAUCGUUUCUGUCAAGGAGAAUGAAGCCUGGUUCCAUUUCGGUGCGCAGCCAAUGAGGUUCUCUAUAAGAGAAUUUCAUAUGAUGACAGGCUUGAAAUGUAGUGGUGCAUUAGAAGGACCACGAAGGGAAACCGAGAGAUUUAAUUGGGAAUUGCUAAAGGGGCGUAGUCAUAAGUUAAGUGACGUGGUGGACCAGCUCAGAAACACAAGAGAAGAUGCUUCUGAGGAGAGAAUAUGCCUCGCAAUGCUCAUCCUGGUAGAGAGCAUAUUAUUGCGGAAGAGCAAAGGAGGGAGUUUUCCUUUGGAAUAUGCGAAAAAUGCACAGGAUAUGACAUAUCCAUGGGGAAAAGAGGCUUACAUUGUGCUCCUGAAGUCAAUUCAAAACGCUGUCGCGAAUCAUUUGGAGAAUAAAUCCAAAUUUGAGUUGCAAGGUUAUCCUCUAGUAUUCCUUCUUUGGAUACUAGAGUCGAUUCCUUUGCUAAGGGAUAAGUUCAGUAAGUGUGUACCAACAGUUGAGGUUCCUGGGCCGACUUACUUGUGUGAAAAAUACACUGAGGUAGAGAAUCCAUCACUUGAUAGGGUUUUACAGGUUGAAGCUGAUACAAAGGUAAGCUUUUCCAAGUAUAUGUUUCUCAGUUUA